CGUUUCCGGUACCGGGGAUGGGAGUGUUGACGCCGAUCAUCAGAGAGAGGAUUCUGCAGGAGAGCAGUAUGGAUCUUGGAAAAGCAAAACUUCUGCGAACUGGUAUCAAUGCGUUGCAUCAAGCCCUUCAUCCAAUUCAUGGGAUAGCUUGGACAGAUGGCAAGCAAGUUGCUCUCACUGUUGUUUGUUUGGUCAAUGGUGAGGUAAAGUUCGGAGACAGUAAUGUUAUUGGAUGUUUUGAACACGUUCAUGGUCUGUAUUGGGGUUCUGUCUGCUGCACAGGGGCUCUGGCACUGCUUGCUGUUCAGCAUAAGAAACACAUCACGGUCUGGCAGCUGCAGCACAGUACACUGGAGAACAACAAGCUUUUGGUGUCUCAAACAUGUGAACUCGGAGAAAUUUUUCCAAUACUGCCUCAGGGCUGUGUGUGGCAUCCAAAAAGUGAUGCCCUUGUGGUGCUGACAAAGAGAGAUGCCUCAGUGUUGUUUGCAGUGCAGACUGACAACCGUAGAGUUAAAGCAGAUAUCAAGGGGAGCGGUUUAAUUCAUUGUGCAUGCUGGACUAAAGAUGGCAAUCGUUUAGUGAUUGCUAUAGGCAGUACCCUACAUUCUUACAUUUGGAAUGAUUCUCAGAAGACCCUUAAUCCAUGCAAUUUCUGUCCUAUUUUUGAUGUUGGAGGAUAUAUCUGUGCAAUAGAGGCUAGUAUGGAUAUGCAAGUGGCUGUGGCAACUGAACUGCCCCUUGAUAAAAUCUGUGGUCUGAAUGCUGGUAUGGCCUUUGAUGUCACGGGGGAAAUGGGAUCAUUGAUGUCCCGGUCCUCAGUAAUAACUGUGGAUGAAGAUUGCUCUAUGGAGGUAAGAAGGAGAUCGAUCGAUUCUGAAAGGUCUUUGGCAGCAGAUUCUAUAAUUUCAUCAUCGUCAUCAGCCUGUCCCAUAGAGCUAACCCACCUUCUGGCAAAUCAUCGGAAAUCUGAUCCUAGUCCACUUAUUCACCUAAAACGGAGGGACAGCCUUACUGGAAGUGGUCAUGACUCUUCACACCUGAUUUUGGUAACCUUUGAAAGAAAGGUAACAACAACUAGAAAAGUAAGUGUCCCUGGGAUUCUAGUCCCUGACAUUAUAACUUUUGACUCAUGUGGACACACAAUCGUAGUAGCAUCCAACAGUUGCAACACAAUUUUGGUCUAUUCAGUAACCCCAUCAAGUAUGCCCAAUAUUCAGCAAAUUCACUUGCAGAAAAAUGAGCGGCCAAAGGGCUUGUGUUUUCUGACUGAAAAAAUAUUAUUGCUUUUGAUUGGGAAGCAGAAAUCAAAUGAUCCUGCUUUUCUCCCCUCUUCCAAUUCCGAUCGAUUUUUAAUCAGGCUUAUGACGAAAAAACUGGUGGCCAAUGAUCCUGAAUUAUCAGAAUCUUAUCAAACUGGACAAUCUGCUAUCAACAUCCCUGGAAUGAGAAAGUAUUUUGAAAAUCUGUCCAAAGAAGAGCAAAUUGCAGGAAGGGAGCUUUUACUGCCAGGAAGUACCAUCAUUCAGUCACCCAGUGGUAGAAGGAGACUAAUAGAAGAAGUCAGGAGUGCCAUUGGUGAAGAGAUCCCAGAAAUGAGCAGUCCAGAGAUGUUAGACGGCUCCACACCCUGUGACUCUUCAGUGACUUUAGCAAGCUUUGAUGCAGAACCUAUAAAUCGCUCUGUGACUAUUCUUGGACGAGCUGGCACACCAAACAGAGAUUUGAAUAGUCCAGUCAAUCCCAAGGAAGAUGGAAGGAGACUGUCUCAUGCAUCUAUUUCGUCAAAGAACGGUGAUUUUGCAAAUGAAAAAAUAGAACACAUGUCAAGGAAUAUGGAGCAGUUAUAUGGAAGCUUUUCGGAAAUGAAGCAAUGCAUCUCUCAAAUAUCAGAUUACACAAGAAAUGGGAAGAAGUCAAUGGUGACCUAUCCAUCUGCAUUUGAGCCUCCUUUUAUUUAUAUCUUCUGUCAGAAAAAGCUGCUCGAAAAUACAGUAGUGGAUGAAAAACGAGUCUUUCUUCUUUGUGAAGGCAAGCUUCGACUGAGUAUGAUCCAAGACAUUUUCAAUCUAUGUGUUGUUGAAAUGUUUCACGGUUCCAACUGGAUCGUUCUAAUGGCUGACAAUGAUGGAUUUAUUCCAUUACUAUUCAAACACAAGCAGCAAAUAAUGAUUCGGGAUGGGAAUCAAGUAUCACAAACUGCAGAAUUUCCUCCACCUCCACCGCCACUAAACAACAUUGAUUCAGAGAAACGGUACUCACUGUGAGAAGAGUCUGGAAGAGACAGUAGAAGACCAAAUACCAG
Messenger RNA from Callorhinchus milii (elephant shark), 2305 nucleotides. Its product is annotated as WD repeat and coiled coil containing. Gene Ontology annotation, molecular function: kinase binding. The record is from RefSeq and is a predicted model, not a curated record. Lineage: Eukaryota; Metazoa; Chordata; Chondrichthyes; Chimaeriformes; Callorhinchidae. The transcript has 5 exons. Bases 18 to 2267 code for a protein of 749 amino acids.